Penicillium argentinense is the source of this 1299-nucleotide messenger RNA. RefSeq lists its product as uncharacterized. The transcript is spliced from 2 exons. The record is from RefSeq and is a predicted model, not a curated record. Bases 1 to 1299 code for a protein of 432 amino acids. Lineage: Eukaryota; Fungi; Ascomycota; Eurotiomycetes; Eurotiales; Aspergillaceae.
AUGGAGCUGGCUCCUCAGGCAGAUACCAGCUGUUCAUCUGGAAAGCAGUGGUAUGUCUGUUCUGCAGGCGCCUAUUCGGGAUGCUGCUCUAUCGACCCUUGCGCUGAUGGGAUCUGUUCCGAUGAUAAUAAAUCGACUAAGUCUAAGUCGACAUCUAGCACUACUCUCACAAUCACGCCUAGAAAAACCACAUCCGCUACUAAAUCUGCCUCGGAGAUAGCUUCAACGACCUCAUCUGCAACCACAAGCACAGAAAUCCCGACAAGUACAUUGUCGGCAACGUCCACAAUUAUUGCUACAUCCACCGCAGUCAGCACCCCAUCUAAAAUCUCCAGACAUACGGGUAUAAUAGGCGGCGUCGUGGGCGGGGCGGCAGCUGCAGUCAUUCUCGCCUUGCUACUUUGCCUCUGUUUGCGGCGCAAGAGACGAGGGAAAGAAAUCAAUUUCCACCUACACCGUUCUGUAUCCACGGCGUCACUGAAAUAUCGAGAACCCACGACUGCAACAAAGCAACUCCCUUCAGCAGCAGACGAGAGCCAACCUCUCACCGGCACUUCUCGAAGCCUUCAAAACUUGCUCUCAUCGACAACCGGCUCAAACGCAACCACGGCAAUCUCCAGCCUAGACAAAAUCCCCGCAAACGAGCAGAGUCUCGGCUCAACCGUAUCUUCUAUGACAUUUUCCUCGAGAUAUCUAACAAACUCCGCAACAUCAACAAAGUCAGGACCACCAAUUACACCCCCUAUAAGAAUACUCGUCGACCGACCAACGAUAUGCUCUGCGCCCACCCUCACUCCACGAGCAGCGGGCUACGUCCCAGAGCUCUCAGAUACAGGAUUCCGCCGUCAAAGAGUUGAACUAGCAACGCACUCGCAGUCGGAAAUGAUCAAUCAACAACACACAAGACGACAGCAGAGAGCCUCGCACCAUAGAUACCACACUUCCGGCUCGUAUCCCUUUGGUUCAUCAGCUUCGGUAUUCCCAGACAGCCCGAAUAGGUUCCGAUACGGCGAUUCUGGCAACGAUCUGAUAGCGAGACAAACGGCACAAAAAGUCGUCACGGAGGAUGGGAUUGUGCUAGGCGCGAACCUGGACCUGAUUUCGAGCGUUGAUGAGCUCCGGUCGAAGGGGAAGGGGGCUGGAGAGGGAUAUCAGGGAGAUCACGUUAUGAGCUUUAUGGAUUUCAGUAGGGAUAUUGAGUUGUCUGAGCGUAUUUCCGGCUCUACUGUGGGGUAUAGGAUGCCUGCUUCUGAGAGUCCACGUGCGGGAAUUCCUAUAUCGCGGUCUACAUCUACUUAG